Molecule: messenger RNA, 612 nt
Organism: Acanthosepion pharaonis
Lineage: Eukaryota; Metazoa; Mollusca; Cephalopoda; Sepiida; Sepiidae
Source: the annotation of a GenBank genome assembly
AUGGGCGGCGACGGCGGAGACCUUGUAACUCGCCAUGGCCCCGCCGGCCGUGUCGAGCCCUGCGACCACCGAGGCCCCUGCGCCCCGAGGCAACGCGGGUCAGCCCCAACCGCCAUCCCGAUCUGGCGCUGUAAGUCGAUCGGUUUCCCGAUCACAAAAAAAGGGCCGGUCGGGCAUUCCACGACCGGCCCUUUUUCAUGCAGUGGCGCGAUUAGCGGCGGACGUUUCGCCGGCGCGGACCAGCGCGUUGCCGGUCGCCUGACGCAUUGUCCGCGCCCCUGCUCGAUCUUGUCGCCGGCCCGGUCGAGGCCACGAUCGAUAUUGUCGCCAGCGCGAUCGGCCCGGACAGCGGCACGAUCACCGGCCCGGUCGCUUUGUCGCCCGCGCGGUCGAUGGUGUUCUGCCGAGUUCAGCGCGCGAGCGUCGCGGCCUCGACAUCGUCCGAGGCGUUCUGGGUCGUUGCCUUGGCAUCGGCGGCGAUGGCGUCGGCGGCCUGCUCCGUCUGGGUGCGGGCUGUUUUUCGCUGCACGCGGCCAGCGAGAUCGCGGCGGCACCGGUCAGGGCGAGGAUCAGGCCUUCUUCGCGGCAAACACUCCCGUUUCAAACAUAUGA